GCCGUCGCAGUCUUCCCGGCCCCGCCAGCGGGACCAUGCCGAUGCCGCUGGGGCGGCCCCCCGCCGCUGGCGGCGGCGGGAACGAGGCGUUCCGCCGGAGGCCCGCCGAGGGCUUUAGCGCCGCGGGCUUCGGCAAGGUGGUGCACCGGCAGCUCCGCGGCGCCCGCGAUGCCAUCCUCGCCAGGGCCCAGGACCGCGAGGUCGGGCACGAGGGCGAGCACCGCGUCUUCCCGAGGGCGCAGCCGCUCGGCGGCCUGCUGGCGGUCGAGCCGGAGGGCGCUGGCGGCUGCCACUGGGCGCGGCCGCUCGGCGGCCCGGCGGUCCCGUGGGCGCCGCCGUGGCCCGCGGGGGGCCAGGCCGUCACGUGGGCGUCGCUGCCGCUGGCCUCGGCGCGCUCGGCGCCGGAGGCGCCCAGCGGCGGCCGCGAGCUCCUGUGGGAGCUGCCCCUGGCGAGGAGGGCGGCCAGCCUGUCGCCCGACGCCGACCGCCCGCGCACGGGGAACCUGGGCUACCUGGAGUACCUCGCUUGGCUUCAGAGGGUGAUGCCGGAGAGCAUGCUGGACUCCGCCGACGCGGAGGCCGAGCAGCCACCCACCGAGCCGCACGAGUCAGGCCUGGAGCUCUUGCGCCGGCUCAACGCCGCGGCGCGCCCCAAGCGCCCGCUGCGGGUGCCGGAGCUCACGCCCGAGGAGCUGGAGCUCGCGGAGCGGGGGCUGUCGGGCGGCCCGGGCGGCGAGGUCGUCGCCUCGCGCUUCAAGGUGGACGUGACACGGAGGCAGCUGGAGUGCCUUAGACCUGGCGAGUGGCUGAACGACGAAGUUAUCAAUUUCUACUUCCAGCUUCUCCAGGAGCGAGCGAAGGUGGGCGACAAGCUGACCUGUUGGAUGCCCAACUCCUUCUUUUGGCCGAACCUCAGCGGGAAAGACAAUAAGAACUACAGCUACGCGGGUGUCCGCAGGUGGACGAUCAAGCAGAAAGUUGACAUUUUCAGCCUCCAGCGAGUCAUCUUUCCCAUGAACAUCUGCGAUACCCACUGGGCCAUGGGCGCGAUUGAUCUGCGCGAUAAGGGAUUCCGAUAUUUCGACUCCAUGUUCAGCAAGCCGCACCCCAACUUUGUGCCUUUCCUGCGGCGGUAUCUGGAGGACGAGCAUAAGGCGAAGAAGGGCGGUCCCCUGAGUGGGAUCGAGGAUUGGCAGCUGUUGGAGCCCGACGCGCCUAUACCCAAGCAGAAGAACGGAUAUGAUUGCGGCGUUUUCACUUGCAAUUUCGCGGAGUUCUUCUCGGCCGGGAGAGCGUUCGCGUUCACCCAGGAAGACAUGCCCAACCUCAGGCAGAGGCUCGCUGCCCGGGUUAUGAAGGCAGACGAGAAUUGGACCUGAGAAGUAACAUCUCCAUCGCCAUCUUCCAGAUAAUGUUUGCACAACAAUCGUCCUCACGCGCGUACGCACACACCUCCCUCCUCAGGAGCAUUAGAUAUCGACGUAAGGAUACUUCGUAUUCUUUGCGAGGCCACUGGUCUGGAUGGGGCAUCCUCUUGGCUUCGCAUCGCUACGUAUCCCGAUGAAGCUUUCACUCCGGGCUUGUGGUUGAAUCGUCGGAGGAGCCUAUGUGCCUGCUCACAAGGAGAACAAUACAUCGAAUGGCAUUCGGGGGGAUCAACAAUACUUAUUGUUCAGUAGUAUCAGUUCAACGUUCCCGUGUGAUACUUCCUGACGAAUUACUCCGAGAGGCCCUG
Molecule: messenger RNA, 1735 nt
Organism: Prorocentrum cordatum
Lineage: Eukaryota; Dinophyceae; Prorocentrales; Prorocentraceae
Source: the annotation of a GenBank genome assembly